Condylura cristata (star-nosed mole) is the source of this 942-nucleotide messenger RNA. Its product is annotated as olfactory receptor 8K3-like. The record is from RefSeq and is a predicted model, not a curated record. The coding region runs from base 1 to 942 and encodes 313 amino acids. Gene Ontology annotation, molecular function: olfactory receptor activity; G protein-coupled receptor activity; odorant binding. Gene Ontology annotation, biological process: G protein-coupled receptor signaling pathway; sensory perception of smell. Gene Ontology annotation, cellular component: membrane. NCBI's taxonomy places the organism in Eukaryota, Metazoa, Chordata, Mammalia, Eulipotyphla, Talpidae. The transcript has a single exon.
AUGGACAAACAGAAUCUGACAGUGCUGACUGAGUUCAUUCUCAUGGGAAUCACCGACCGCCCUGAGCUCCAGGCGCCGUUAUUUGGGCUCUUCCUCACCAUCUACAUGCUCUCACUGCUGGGCAACUUGGGCAUGAUCAUCCUCACCACGAUGGACGCCAAACUACAAACACCCAUGUACUUUUUUCUCAAGCACCUGGCUUUUACUGAUCUCGGUUAUUCAACAACCGUGGGACCGAAAAUGCUCGUAAAUUUUGUUGCAGAACAAAAUACAAUCUCCUAUUGUCUUUGUGCCACACAGUUGGCUUUUUUCCUUGUGUUCAUCAUUAGCGAACUCUUUAUUCUGUCGGCCAUGUCCUACGACCGCUACGUGGCCAUCUGUAACCCCCUGCUCUACACAGUGGUCAUGUCACAAAGGGUUUGCCUGGGGCUGGUGGCUGUGCCUUAUCUCUAUAGCACAUUUGUUUCUCUUCUAGUCACCAUAAAGAUUUUUAAACUAUCCUUUUGCAGCUACAAUGUUAUCAGCCAUUUCUACUGUGAUAGUCUCCCCUUGUUAUCUUUGCUCUGUUCAAAUACCAAUGAAAUUGAAUGGAUCAUUCUCAUCUUAGCAGGCUUUAAUUUGAUUUUCUCUCUUCUGAUCGUUCUCGUGUCUUACCUGCUCAUCCUUAUAGCCAUUCUCAGGAUGAACUCAGCUGAGGGGAGGCACAAAGCUUUUUCCACCUGUGGGUCCCACCUGACAGUGGCCACUGUGUUCUACGGGACCCUAAUAUUUAUGUAUGUGCAGCCCAAAUCCAGCCAUUCCUUUGACACUGAUAAAGUGGCUUCUAUAUUUUAUACCCUUGUUAUCCCCAUGUUGAAUCCCUUAAUCUAUAGCUUGAGGAACAAAGAUGUAAAAUAUGCACUACAAAGGGUGUGGAAAAAAAUUUACAAUUAUUUUUCUUAA